This is a messenger RNA of Vitrella brassicaformis, 2883 nucleotides long. Lineage: Eukaryota; Vitrellaceae. The record is from the annotation of a GenBank genome assembly.
CUGGUGUCUGUUCUAUCAGGCCGCAAACCGACUCGUCCGGUCCCAUUCCCGCCCCCUCCUUUUGUUUUUUGUUCUGUCCAUUGAAACAGUCAUGCCAGCCACGUUUCGCAGACACCACAGCAAGGACGCAACAGCCACAAUUGGCCAGAGGGCGGCGCUUUGGCCUCGAAGGCAACUGCAUUCUCGUUCUCUGUCUUCACGUGUUCGUGAUUCUGUCUCGUUUUGUCGCCACUAGUACUUCAUUUGCCAGACAAGCAAAGAGGCCGGCAAUCAACAGUAUGCAGACAAGGAGAGACGCAGAGGUGGGACUACGAUCAGUACCACUGCUGUGCAACGGGGUCCCUGCACACACACAGACGCACACACACACUCUCACAUGAAGGCAUUCAUGGUCCGAAUCUCUUCGCCUUACUGCCUACUGACCAGAAGAUGUGCUGUCUGCGGGGAUCGGGAGGCACUAGCGGCGUUGGCAGAUGGUCCAUCGGGCACAUGGGUCGCCGGGCGAUCUCAUACUGCUUGAAGGACGUUUGAUACGUUGACCUGCACUCAGCAGAUGAUGGCAUGCAUGGCAUGCAGCCACAAUCGAUAGAGGAACAUGGAUGCUGCACGCUCAUUAUACCCGAAGUCACGGUUGUCGGGCUGUGCGACCCUUGCGCCUCGCGGCAUCGGCGCCUGACGCUCCAGCUCCCACUGUUUGUACGUCUCGCCAUAGGUGGAUGUGCCCUCAAAUGGCAGAGGAGGCGCUGCACACACACACAUGCCAAGCCAUCCUAUUCCCCCACCCACCAGCGCAUCGACAUGUGUCUGUCUCUGUUGUUAGUUGUCACUUACGGGCCUGCACGACGGGCUUGACGGACUGCGCCUUGCAGACGGGCUUCUCGUCGUGAGCCUCGCGGUAGCUCGACACGGCUUCGAACUUUGCCGGACUGCACAACACACAGACGGAGGGAGAGGGAGAGGGAGAGACAACAGUCGCCGUGGCUGCCUCGAUGGAUGCUAUGCUCGUCGUCUCACUUGGGUGUCCACUGCAUCUUCUCGGCGCGGCGUUUCUCGGGCAGCGCCUUGUGGUCGAAGUCAUUCUGACACGACAGACGGACACCAUCACAGAGUGACGGCAAUGCAGCUGGCUCCUCUGUGUGUGUGUGACCCUGUAUGUGGAGGCGCCCUGGAAGGGCAGAGACACGGGCUCGUUGACUGCCUGAGGGCGCCUGGGAGGGGGCAGCUCCCACUGCUGAUAGUCAGAUCUACACACAUACACGCGCACACACGCCACGAUUGACCAAGGAUGCAGGCAGCGCAUCAGACAACAAACUUCCCUAGGCAGGCAUACUAACUUGUGUGUGGAGGUGCCCUCGAACUUGAGCGGCGCGUAAGGCCUGGGCGGCUGCACGACUGCCUGUGUCCUCGGCACCUCCUUGUGUGUGUACUCCUGCUUGUACGUUGACGCCCCUGUACCCAGGCUUCGGCUAUCGGGAGGCACUAGCGGCGUUGGCAGAUGGUCCAUCGGGCACAUGGGUCGCCGGGCGAUCUCAUGCUGCUUGAAGGACGUUUGAUACGUUGACCUGCAGUCAGCAGAUGAUGGCAUGCAUGGCAUGCAGCCACAAUCGAUAGAGGCACAUGGAUGCUGCACGCUCAUUAUACCCGAAGUCACGGUUGUCGGGCUGUGCGACCCUUGCGCCUCGCGGCAUCGGCGCCUGACGCUCCAGCUCCCACUGCUUGUACGUCUCGCCAUAGGUGGAUGUGCCCUCAAAUGGCAGAGGAGGCGCUGCACACACACAUGCCAAUCCAUCCUAUCUAUCGACAUGUGUGUGUCUCUGUUGUUAGUUGUCACUUACGGGCCUGCACGGCGGGCUUGACGGACUGCGCCUUGCAGACGGGCUUCUCGUCGUGAGCCUCGCGGUAGCUCGACACGGCUUCGAACUUUGCCGGACUGCACAACACACAGACGGAGGGAGAGGGAGAGGGAGAGACAACAGUCGCCGUGGCUGCCUCGAUGGAUGCUAUGCUCGUCGUCUCACUUGGGUGUCCACUGCAUCUUCUCGGCGCGGCGUUUCUCCGGCAGCGCCUCGUGAUCGAAGUCAUUCUGACACGACAGACACCAUCACACACACACCAAUGCAGGUGGCCCCAUGGUAUGGUGAUAUCUCUGCUCUGACUCUCUCUCUCUCUCUCUGUGUGUGUGUGUGUGUGACCCUGUAUGUGGAGGCGCCCUGGAAGGGCAGAGACACGGGCUCGUUGACCGCCUGAGGGCGCCUGGGAGGGGGCAGCUCCCACUGCUGAUAGUCAGAUCUACACACAUACACGCGCACACACGCCACGAUUGACCAAGGAUGCAGGCAGCGCAUCAGACAACAAACUUCCCUAGGCAUACUAACUUGUGUGUGGAGGUGCCCUCGAACUUGAGCGGCGCGUAAGGCCUGGGCGGCUGCACGACGGCCUGUGUCCUCGGCACCUCCUUGUGUGUGUACUCCUGCUUGUACUCUGACGUCCCGACAGAGGGGCCAGGCACGCCGCUCACCGACUCGGGCAGCCGCAGUCGGCGAGGCGACACUGAUGUGCCUACAUCCACACACACACACACACAGAGAGAGAGAGAGACAGAGAGAGAGAGAGAGACCCUUAUGCAUCACGACGUACGUCGGUUGACUGACCGAUGCUCAGCCGGAACUGGCCCGUCGUGGUGAAGUCUUGGUUCUGGGGCAUGGCCCCCUGGGGCAGCUCGGCAGCCGUAGUCUGACUCACCAUUGUCGCCCAGCCACCUCAGCAAACAGCAGAGAACCUCAAGAUGCCUCGCAUGGGAUUGGUUUGCAAGAUGGCCCAGUGGCUAGAAUGUUUCACCACAAAAAACAACAAAACAAACCACCACAACAAACAACAAAACAG